UCGCAUUCAGCUCUCCAAACCGCAAAAACCAAUCUUCAAUUCCUCUACGACCCCAACUCUCCAAACGCACCUACGCGCCGCCGUACCCGCGCUCUCCUCCGCACCCUCCGCUACGCUCUGAAGUUUAUUUUCUGGCGACUGGUGCGGUACGCAAAGUAUGCCGCUGUGGGUGCCAUCACCGCAGCCAUCGCCGGCACAGCGAUAGGCAGUGUAGCAUCAGGUGCUGCGUUUGUGAUUGCGCCGACUGGUAUUGUUGGUGGAGCGGGUGCUGGUUUGCUUUGGGGUUUGGGCAAGUUUGGAUGGAGGACAUUGGCGAGGAAGAUUAGGAGUGGUGAAGCGCAUCAUGCUGAUGCGAGGGCAGACGAGAAAGAAGAAGGAGGAGAUGUGGAUCCUAUCAAGCCGCCGAAGAUGGCAGAGCCUUGGUGA
Molecule: messenger RNA, 426 nt
Organism: Aureobasidium melanogenum CBS 110374
Lineage: Eukaryota; Fungi; Ascomycota; Dothideomycetes; Dothideales; Saccotheciaceae
Exons: 1
Source: RefSeq, a predicted model, not a curated record